Messenger RNA from Megalopta genalis, 5172 nucleotides. RefSeq lists its product as uncharacterized. The record is from RefSeq and is a predicted model, not a curated record. Gene Ontology annotation, molecular function: protein binding. Lineage: Eukaryota; Metazoa; Arthropoda; Insecta; Hymenoptera; Halictidae.
CGCGGGCUGGUGGUCGGGGUGUUGUCGGAAGGGUGGAGGUGUCGGGCGCCAGUCGCUACGCGGACGUUGAGCUCGGGAUUCCCCGUGUCGUGCCCGCCGAGACAUUUUUCCCCGAGUCGAUUCCUGAUCGGGCGAUCGCCUCGCGUUUCGAUCAACCUCGAUCUACCGUUUCAUCGCUAUCCCUUUUUUUUUCUUCGAAUUAUUUCUCGAAUCGAUAUCGGCCGUCCCCCCCGGACGCCUCAGGGGAUCGGCAGCCCGAUAGAUCGGGAUCGGCCGCGUGUGCUCGCGAUCUAGUGACGUUUUAACAGUGCCGAUCUGUGUGGAUCGUGACGAUCACGAUGAUGAUUUCCCGAGGAUAUUCGACUACUGUGCACCGCCCCCGAGGACUUUAAAGGAUACCGAUCGCGUCGAGGACCACGCCGAUUCGCGACCCCGUCCCGGAUGAUUGGAUGAGUGCGUCGAGUAGGAAACUUCCGUUGGAGAAUUAUUUGGAUUUCCACGAGGAUUUUCUGUUCCGGCGUCAUCGAUAUCGGAUUCUCUCGACGGAUGAGUAACGAAGCGUGGCCCGGUCUCGAGGUACAUUUACGUAUCUGGAACUUGUGGACCGUGUUUCGUUUUAUUCCAAGCAAAUACGAAUUUUAAGGCUGCCCGAAUAGCACACAGGAUCCUUGAUGAUCCGGCGGGAACCCGCAAGCUUUGUGAAUCGCGUCGAGGGUCCAGACGAGGGGAUCGCCAUCAGCCGUCCUGGCAGCAACCACGGCAGAAUGCGCUCCGUAGGAUGCCUGCGUCCGAGGUCAUCGAGGGUGUAGAACCCGAGGGGGAAAGUAAUCGGGCGGGCAGCGUGCAAGAUGAGAUAGAAAGACGCGCCGGUACAUCGUGGAACGAGUCGCUAGGCGCCAUGUGCUCGAGCGUGCGAGCCUGGCGGUGGCGCGGUGCAGUUUUGGGGACGGUUUUACUAGUGUCGUGGGCAUCGGCGGUCGCAGUUUGUCCGUCGGUGUGCACGUGUAAAUGGAAGAGCGGCAAGGAGUGGGUGGAGUGCGCGAACAGGGACCUGAAGGCACUGCCGCAGGGUGCACGCGUGGAGACGCAGGUGUUGGACCUGUCGGGCAACCACCUGGUCAGCCUGCAGCCCGAAUGCUUCCACUUGUUGGGACUCGUAAACUUGCAACGACUCUACCUGGCCAAAUCACACAUCAGCCGCAUAGCUUCCAAGGCGUUCGUUGGCCUGGUCGGGCUGGUGGAGCUUGACCUGUCGGACAAUCUGAUCGAGGAGAUACCCUCCGAGACCUUCCCCUCCUACUCGAAGCUGAUGAAACUGUUGCUGAACGGGAACCCGAUCAAAGAGAUCAGAAGAGCAGCGUUCCAUCACUUGGAGGACCUGACCACCUUAGAGCUCAGCCGAUGCCGACUCGAGACCAUCGAACAGGGAGCCUUCGACGGUCUUCAUCAGCUCGAAUGGCUCAGACUCGACGGCAACAGGCUCACCCGCGUGCCAGACUUCACGCUUCCUCUCGGUGGCAGUCUGAGAGGACUCACUCUUCACAACAACUCCUGGCUAUGCGACUGCAGGCUGAACGCCACGCAGGCCUGGCUCAAGGAGUCCUCUCCCGCCGCUCCUCAGGAGUCCGAGCCUGUCUGCGAUGCUCCGCCACGGUUAAGGGCCAGGCAAAUCAAGGCCGUCAAGCCGAACGAGCUCGCCUGCCUGCCGGAGAUCGAGCUGCAGAACAAAGUCGAAGCUUACGAGGGCGACAACGUCACGCUCAAAUGCGAUGUCUACGCUGUGCCAGUCGCUAAGCUCACCUGGUGGUGUAACGGGGAACCCUGCAAGCUACAGACCGAGAACGAUUCGGUUGCUGGCGGGCCACUGGGCUAUCCACGAUACGUGUACCGACAGCGGGGCGGCACGAACAUGAGCAGCACCCUGCUGCUCUACACGGUAGAAUCAUCGAACGAGGGCAUGUACACCUGCAUAGCAGAGAACGAGGCCGGUUCCGCAGAGGCGAACCUGUCUCUACGAGUGCUAUUCCAGGAGAAGAUCACCGUCGAACCGCCCAACGACCAUUCCAGAUCAGGCUACAUCAUGGCGAUCGCAGCGGGAGCUUUGGUAGGCACUCUGUUCGUCCUGGGCUCGUUGAUCGGCAGCAUAGUGUUCUGCAUGCGCAAACGUCGCCGGGACAGGAAGCGAAACUCGAAAGCCCUGGUAUCCCAGAACAAGUCGGUGAUGCCGAUCACCAAAGACACCACGACCAGUCUGACUUGUCGAAAGGGCAACGGCAGCUUGCUGGGGCUGGAACAUCAGCAGAUCGUCUCUUACACCGAGCGCGAGGUGAACAGGGCCGCGACUUUAGAGCACAGGGAGCACAGGCCCGUGGACGAGCCUUACUGCAGCCCGGUGUCCAAGUACCUGACGGAGCCGGACCUCAUCAACGAGGUCCCCGAGGCCACGGACGUCGGCUAUGGACAACUGUACCGACACCAGCCCGGCGAGAGGCAGAUCCCCGAGUACGAUUCCGGUUAUCCGCUUCAGCCGGAUCUCCGCCAGCCCACCAUUCCCCAGCUGAGCUACCUCGACCAGGAUGGUUACCCCUUCAACUUUGGCCUGCCGAAGAUACCCUUCAGCGCUGCCAGCACCUUGCCUCGGCUGCGGACCAGAAUGGCAGAGGGAUCCGCCGUUGCGCCACCCGCCAGGUACUCCAGGGAAGCCGAGUUCCUUGCGAGGUCGCCCGGCUACGACCCUGUGCUGCCCAGGACUGAUGCCAGGUACACCGCGGAGGGCUACCCGUACCCGGCCCAGAUGCAGCCGCCGCCGCAGAUCCAACCGGUGGAGCAGCCGUUGCAACAGCAGCUGCCGAUGUCCCCGGUGUCCCCGGUCGCGGUGUUCCCGGAGGUGCCGUUCAUACCUUCGCCACCUGCCGCCUACCGUGGCGAGACCACUCCCCUGUCCCCGAGGUCGCUGCUCAGCAAAACAGCCCGCGAGGCUGCAGCCGCGGCCGCUGCGAGGGCCGAGGACCUGCAGCCACCGCAUCACCCGGAAAGCCCCGACGAGGGCUACGUGGGCGACGCCAUGGACGUCUAAAGACUUCUUGGUGUCUGUUCGAAGCACGGGACAUCGCGAUCGGACCAGUUUCGAAGAUCGCAGGAGAGAGAAGACGGGAAAUAAGAGGGAGGUAGACGCGUUCCAGGUGUCCAAGGACAGAUCGUAGGGGAGCACGGGACGAUCGAUCUCGGCGAAAUGAGGAAACUGUCUGCGCUCGGACAGAUUAAUCCGCGGAAAACACGAGCCCGGAACAUGAUUGGCAGAACAAGAAGACGGGGCCGGGACGGGGGACGUCGUCGACAUCCGGCGGAAUGGAUAUCAGACGUCGCAAAGUGCCUGCCGGUUGGCCAGGAACAAAGGAGAACCGUAAUGGAUUAAUCAGGUGCGAGGCUGCCGCCACGGAAGUCCCGUGUCUGCGGAUAAUAAUUUCUUGUCAGAGCCAGCGCCGCCACUAAUCAAAUCGCAGCCCGAAAACGGAGCGCCGGUCCCCGGAUCGGUGUGAUGUCGGAUCCCCAAGAUCGUGAUGUUCAUUCGAUUAGUGCGCCGGAGAGACUCUGGAUCGGGUCGGACGAUUUCGUUGCGGGACUCUCGCAAUCUCUCGAUCGGGGAAACAACGGUGGUCGAACUCCUGCUUUCCGGUCUCUCUUCUUCCCUCUGUGCAUUCUCCUCGGCACUUCUCCCGCUCUCCCCGCUCUUUUUCCCUCUUCCUUUCUCUCCCGAUUUUUCUCGCGCUCCCGCGCGCAACUCUCCCCGGCGUACAAUGGAACACCCAGGAACGUGGAAUACGUUAACGCGGUGCGUCGACCGCGGGGUAGCAUUUUCGGAGAGCUUGCGAAAGCCGCGGAAAAGCAAACAACUCGCCGCACAAGCGAAACCAGGAGGAAUUCCGGAAAAAUGGCUGAUCCAUGCCGAUCCUGAAAGAGGCUAGGAACCGGGAACGCUGCCACCCGGGCAUCCGCGUUGCUAGUCGGACUCUCUCUCUCUCCGCCUCUCUGCUCGCUGGAAACUCGGUUUGUCGAUCGAUAACCGUUGAAAUUGCUCCCACGAUUUUGCCGAGUUCUAUUUCGACCUGGCUGGAACUGAUUAUCGAGCUAGAAACAAGAAUCGGCUAGAGUCGAGGCGAUGGUUCGCGGUAUUUUAUACUCUCGAAGAGACUGCGGAUGUGUGUACGAGCACUUCGAUAUUAGUACGUUAAUCGAAAUCGAUCGAGAACGACGCAGAGUUCCAGUUCGAUAAUUUGUGAUGGUUUCUGUGUAAUUGUGUAUUUUUUCAAAUUCUUCGAUCGUUUUAUAACCCGAGACGGAAUUUCGCGUUCCAAUAACAUUCGAGAGCUUUUAAACGUUUUGAUAUUUGGUACAGCGAUUCGAAGCGUUUCGGUAGGUAGAGUUAGCGGGGUAGGUUACUUGAUUAACUUUAUAUUUAUCGAAUACGACAUAUUAAUUAACAUUUGGGUUUCGGUGGUACUAUAGAUAUAAUUAAGCCGUAGACGAGGGACACCGCGUUGAAAUCAUCGACGCAGGUUUCACCGACGCUGUUUUGGCCGAAGAGAAUUCAUCGAAGCCAUGUCUACUCGAUAUCAUAAUUAUUUAACAGCGAUAUGGAUAAAAACUUCGUAAACGAUCAUUGAACGAAAAAUUUGAAGCAUUUUACUGUUUCGUUGCAUUGAAAGAAUUAUAAGCCAUUGCGAUCAUGAAAGUUUACAUAAAUGCAUCAGUUACAUAAUUUAGUACUCUUGGCAAGUUUAUUCGUAAACAAUCGUCAAAUGUCUUAAUCGAUAAGAAACAAUCAGUACCAGAAAUCUAUAAAUGUCGUUUAAAUGUGAUUUCUCUACGAUGCUUGCAUCUGUUAAGGAUAAACAACUGCCCAAUCUAAAUCCAGUGUUCAUGCGUGCAAUAAAUGGGAUCAUUUACCAUUGUAACGAUUAAAAGAUCAAUUAAAACGCAGCCAGUCUUCGAUCGCAAGUCGGUGGGACCUGUGCGUCCGAACGCAGUCUAACCUAAAUGGAGAUAUCCAAUUUUCAAUUUCAUAUCCAGCGUCCAAAACAUCGCGCAUCUAAAGAGCAUGCAUUUCUGCCACGGCGAAACUUCGCCAGGUCAAAUCGAGCGCGAUAAAAGAUGUUUUCCAGCGGCAGAGAG